AUGCCUUCAACAUAUAAAAGGGACAAGCCGUGGGACACGGACGAUAUCGACAAAUGGAAGAUUGAUGAAUUCAAACCCGAAGAUAAUACCGGUGGCACGUUUGCCGAGGAGUCAUCUUUCAUGACCCUUUUCCCCAAAUAUCGCGAAGUAUACUUGAAGGAAGCAUGGCCGUUGAUUACGAGGACUUUGGAGAAGCAGGGAAUCGCUUGUACCCUCGAUUUGGUCGAGGGUAGUAUGACCGUCAAAACUACAAGAAAAACAUUCGACCCUGCGGCGAUCCUUAAUGCUCGUGAUUUGAUCAAGUUGCUUUCACGAAGUGUACCGGUACAACAGGCCCUCAAAAUCCUGGAAGACGGCGUCGCAUGCGACAUAAUCAAAAUACGCAGUCUAGUCAACAAUAAAGAGCGCUUUGUGAAACGCCGACAACGUAUUCUCGGACCAAAUGGAUCUACCUUGAAAGCUCUGGAGCUUCUGACCGGCACAUACAUCCUCGUUCAAGGAAAUACCGUAUCCACCAUGGGCCCAUUCAAAGGGUUGAAGGAAGUGCGCCGAGUCAUCGAAGACUGCAUGGCAAACAUUCACCCAAUCUAUCACAUCAAGGAACUCAUGAUCAAACGCGAACUCGCCAAGGACCCAACGCUCGCUACAGAAUCGUGGGAUCGGUUUUUGCCAAACUUUAAGAAACGCACUCUCUCGAAACGUCGUGUUCCUCACAGGGUUACCGACAAAUCGCAAAAGGCUUACACACCUUUCCCGCCGCCACAAGAGAAGAGCAAGAUCGACAAGGAAUUGGAGUCUGGCGAAUACUUUUUGUCCAAGCAGGCUAAAGAACGCGCUCGCAAGGAAGAAAUUCAAGAAAAACAGCGAGAAAAGAGGGAGGAGAAGAUGAAGGAACGCCAGAAAGACUUUGUGCCUCCAACGGAAGACGCAGAUAAGAAAGAAAAGAAAAAGAAGCGGAAACAUGCCGAUGAUGCAGGUGAGAGUACAGAGAAGAAGAAAAAGAAGAAGUCGAAGAGCAAGUCAGAUGAGGGUGACGAUAGUUCAUGA
Talaromyces amestolkiae is the source of this 1047-nucleotide messenger RNA. RefSeq lists its product as uncharacterized. Lineage: Eukaryota; Fungi; Ascomycota; Eurotiomycetes; Eurotiales; Trichocomaceae. Gene Ontology annotation, molecular function: RNA binding. Gene Ontology annotation, cellular component: nucleolus; small-subunit processome. The transcript is spliced from 3 exons. The record is from RefSeq and is a predicted model, not a curated record. Bases 1 to 1047 code for a protein of 348 amino acids.